AUGGUCGCCUUCCAAGCGCAAAAUGUGCGAGCGUGGGUCGUGCUUGGCAUACUUCUGUGCAGCUCGGCUGCCGACCCAAGGCGACUCUCGGACUCCACGGAGUGCGAUGCCCCGUGCCAGCCCGGCCAGUUCAAGGCCCUGCCCCUGGUGGCGCUGUGCGGAGGAGGCGGCUGCACAGUGGAGGACGACAUUCUCAAAGGGAAGUCCCAACUCUUCAUGCAGAUUCCGGUCAACAGCAGCGGCAUCCGUGUGGAGAUGACAACGCGCCAGACGGAUCAGGAUCUGCAAUUAGUUGAUCCUGCCACUGGUAUUUGCGUCGCUGGAGCUGUUGGAGAUACUUGUCCUGACGGCGGCCGGCCUGCAAACGCAGGCACCGGCUGCGCGGAUGAGAACGACUACUGCGUCACUUACGAGGGGAUGAACUGGUACUUCAGCGGGGAUAAGCAACUCGCGCCUGUCUUCGAGAAGCUCUCUCUACAAGGCCAGGUGACGCAGCUGCUUAAUGUUUGGGUGGAGGCGCCAAGUGGAGGGGAGCUGCAGGUUCAAGUCCGGAAUGAUCCCAUUUCACCAUGUCCUGCUCAACUUCCUGGCUGCAUACCCUGUGAACAGUACGAUCGUUGCGGCCCUUUCGACAAGAAGAUUUGUGAUGGCAGUGCAGUCGUCGUUUGCGAAGCCACGACGCAGACCACCACCACAAGCACGCAAACGUCGGUAACUGUCACAAGCUCCACCUCUUCCUCCAGAACAUCGUCCACGACCCUGUCACACACAGUGACGACGAAAACAGCAACCACUACAUCAACUACCACGACUGGUACCUCCACUGCAAGCAGCACCAUCUCAACCACCAGCUACACCGACUCGACGACGCUUACCGCAACCUCCACGAGCACCACGACCUCAAGAAGUACGUCAGGAUCAUCAACAAGUACCUCGGCCACACUAACCAGUACCAGCAGGACUUUCAGCACCACGACCAGCAGCUCCAGUGCGGAGACGGAAACGCGGACUUCAAGUACUUCUUCAAGUAAGACUCUCACCAUUUCCUCGACCACCAGCCAAACGAACACGAACACCCACACCGUCACGACAAGCUCCACUAGCAGAACUGCAACAACAUCGAGCUCCGUGACAACUACCAUGACUUUCUCCAUGACCACGACUUGGUCUACGACUGCAACCUUGACCUCGGAAACCUCAACUUCACAGACUUCCACAUGGACCGAGUCGAGGACCGCCACCUCGUCCUCAUCAACCUCCAGCUCGACGACCUCCAAGUCGCUGACCUCCACGUCGAUGACCGGCACAUCGACAACCUCCGAGUCCUCCACUGCAACCGGCACUGCGAGCUCCACGAGUACCACAGUCACCGGAUCCACGACCAUGUCCAGUACGCUGACACUCUCCAGCACCUGGACGACGACAAGCACCACAAGCUCCCUGAGCGUCACCAGCCAAACGGAGACGACAACUGCAACAAACACCCUGACCACGUCGAGCACCAUUACACGAAGCACGGUGACGACGACGAGCAUCACUUCGACAACUCUCUCUGUCACGACCACCAUCUCGAGCACCACCCUGACCAGCACAACGUCCUCCAGCACUGAGACAUGUGGUUGCUGCGCAGCUUGCAGCAUUGGCGUCAAUUACGUGCCACCGGGGCUGGCAAUGACCGAUGAAGACAACAGUGCAGUCGCACUGUCGGUGGUUGUGCCGGUCAUCCUCGUCCUGCUCAUUUUGAUGGUCCUUAUGGUGGGCUGGGUGUGCAAGCGCUGCAAAGCUCAGGAGAUGGAGCCGACUGAGUUUUUCUCGUUUCCUGCAAUGGACACCUCUGCGGAUGCCAAUGACAAGCGGCAUGUCAAAGUCGGACCAGACGACGAUCCUGCAGAUUCUGAAGACCCGCAAGAGCUCUUGGAGCUCAGAAAGCGGAAUCAGAGCCUGCUGGCAGAGCUUUCAAGCCUCAGGGUCGAGCUUGCUGCCGCCAAAAAGGCUGCAGCCGAACCGGCUGCAGCGCUUGAAAGUCACCGUGCCAAGCAGGAGGUGAUGAUAGCUUCUUGGAAACAUGAACAUGUCCAACUUCAAGGCAAAGUCCACCACUUGCAAUCACUCCUCCAGUACAUGAUCCAUCAUGCCACGGAGCUUGCUCGCAUCGUGCAAGGGGACUGUGCCCAGCAGGGGAAGCUUCACCACCAGGUGGCUGCAGUGAUGCAGAGGAUCCGUGGGCUUCAGGACGAGCUUGCCUCGCCAGCACACCAGCAAGCCGUUGCUGCAGAAACUCCACCCAGCCGCUCCCGUCUCGGCACCGUCGAACCGACUCCAUCCACCCCGCGCAGCCUGGUGCAGGAGCCGGUCGCCGUGGCUCUCCAAGAACCGCUGUCGAUGUCGGGGUCAUCUGCGGUCUUUCCAGAGAACGUGUCGAAGGCUCCUGAUCCGCCGCCGCCACCGCCUCCGGCACCUGCAGUCGAGGAGACUCCGUUCACUUCGGCGCAACUGCAGGCCUUCCGACAGCGGGCUGCAGCCCGCCAGGCUCUUGCAGCAUCGACGGCUUCCGCGACCCGCCUCGCUGCUGCGGCAGCACAGGCUCAGGACCAUGGCGCGCCCUUUUUGCCGCUGCUCCCAAGUCAUGUGCAAAGCCCGCCGAGGAGUGGUGCAGAAGGCACCGACAAUGCACGAGAGAACGAGCAGGACCUCCGCUCCCUGCGUGACAAGUUGUUGCGACGCCACAACCUGAGCCCGCAGACAUGGAACGAGCGAUUCAGGACGCUUGGCCAGUGGACCACGGAGCGAGGGCUCCAGCUGGAAGAAGCUCAGCAAGCGUUGCAGCGUCGGCUCAGACGAGCCAGCUUGGAAUAG
Molecule: messenger RNA, 2856 nt
Organism: Symbiodinium necroappetens
Lineage: Eukaryota; Dinophyceae; Suessiales; Symbiodiniaceae
Source: the annotation of a GenBank genome assembly